AUGGCAGCAGCCAUUUCACAAAAGACUUUUGCUACAGCAGCAGAUGAUGGAACUGUUGAUAUAGUUUGGAGACAAUUAAAUGCAGGAUCAGAUGGUGGUGGUCCAGGAACAGCUUUUAUAGAUACAACCGGUACAGGAAACGCUUUUAAACCAUUAACAAUUACCAAAAACUUUGCAGAUGGUGGUGAGAAAUCAGAUAAUCCAAUGACGGUUCAAUUACCUGCUGGUACUACUUGUACUGGUGGAUCGGAUAAAUCAACUUGUUUAGCAAGAGUACAAAAUCCUGCUGGGCCUUUCGGUUCCUGCAUGGCUAUCAAGACGGCAGCAACAGCAGCUGGUGGUGCUGUUGAUGGUACUGCAGUUACUGGUAAUGCUUCAACCGCUACUGUACCAGCUACUGCCAAAAAGGCUACACCAGUUUCCAAAUCGUCUAGAAAGAAAAAAGGUGGACCCAAGAGGAUUCCAAAAUUCAGAGGAUAA
Molecule: messenger RNA, 480 nt
Organism: Melampsora larici-populina 98AG31
Lineage: Eukaryota; Fungi; Basidiomycota; Pucciniomycetes; Pucciniales; Melampsoraceae
Exons: 3
Coding region: 1-480 (159 amino acids)
Source: RefSeq, a predicted model, not a curated record